Molecule: messenger RNA, 2153 nt
Organism: Ectocarpus siliculosus
Lineage: Eukaryota; Phaeophyceae; Ectocarpales; Ectocarpaceae
Source: the annotation of a GenBank genome assembly
UACACGACCCUUCACAGCAGUACAUUUCCCACGACACACCGCAAACGACAGUUAACCAUGCCUACCCUGAUCGAGCAAAUCGGCACCGGCGUCAUCACCGGCGACAAGGUGAUGGAGCUUUUCACCGCCGCGAAGAAGAUCGGUUUCGCCAUCCCCGCCGUGAACGUCACGUCGUCGUCGACGGCUAACUGCACCAUGGAGGCCGCCGCGGCCAUCAACUCGCCCAUCAUCCUUCAGGUGUCGAACGGCGGUGCCGCUUUCUUCGCUGGGAAGAGCAUCAACAACAAGGAGCCCAAGGAGCAGGCUUCCAUCGCGGGGGCCGUGGCCAUGGCGCUUCACGUCCGGCAGAUGGCCAAGUUCUACGGCAUCCCGGUCGUGCUGCACUCGGACCACUGUGCCAAGAAGCUGCUCCCAUGGUUCGACGGCAUGCUCGCGGCAAACGAGGAGUACUUCGAGAAGAACGGAGAGCCUUUGUUUUCGUCCCACAUGCUGGACUUGUCUGAGGAGGUGGACGAGGAGAACAUCAGCACCUGCGUCUCGUACCUCGAGCGCAUGAACAAGAUGAAGAUCUGGCUGGAGAUGGAGAUCGGCAUCACCGGCGGAGAGGAGGACGGUGUAGACAACACCGGCAUGGACCAGAACAAGCUCUACACCCAGCCCGAACAGAUCUGGGCUGUGCAGCAGGCCCUCGGGGCCGUCACCCCAAACUUCAGCAUCGCUGCGGCCUUCGGUAACGUGCACGGUGUGUACAAGCCCGGAAAUGUCAAGCUCAACCCCGGCAUCCUCGCCACCCACCAGGAGUACGUGAAGGAGAAGUUGGGAGCGGACGCGGACGAACGACCGUGCAUCUUUGUCUUCCACGGAGGCUCGGGCUCGUCAGAGGAGGACAUCGCCACCGCCGUUAAGGCCGGUGUGGUAAAGAUGAACGUCGACACCGACACGCAGUGGACAUACUGGGAGGGCAUCAGAGACUUUUACAAGGCGAAGGAGGGCUACCUUCAGACGCAGAUCGGCAACCCCGACGGCGAGGACAAGCCCAACAAGAAGUUCUACGACCCCCGCGUGUGGAUCCGCAAGGCCGAGGAGACCAUGCGUGAACGCAUCAAGAAGGCGUGUGAGGACCUUGGCAACGUCGACACCCUGUCCAAGGAAGUUUAAGACGUCUCGAUAUGUUUGUCUAUCUCUAAGAUCACAUGAAUAAUUUGGGAACGACCCGUCUGUUUGUUGUUGAACCGUCAACGCGGAACUAGUUCGUGUCUUGUAGGUUCGACGUUUAGGGAUGGGAUGAGAGUUUGAACAGAGAGAUGGGAGAGCACACGCCCCUUGUGAUUUGAUCCUGUAGUGUCAUGUCUCGUAUUGUGCGUUUGAGGAUGUUCCUUUUGAGGAAACGAUCAGACGUGGUGUCCGGCGGGAUCCAUUCAUGCGUAGAUUCCGAUUCGUGGAUUCGGCCGCGCUCUUUCGGCGGGUAGGGAACCAACCCACUCACGUUUAGGGGAUGGCGAGCCAUUUGUUUUCGUGCCUCCUGUGCAGUUAUAAGGUCAAGUUUUUUUCAGGCAUUCUCCUGGGUUGUAUACCCCCCCCCCUCUAUGAACGGUGUCGGUCAGGCGGCCGGUACAGUAGGGAUGGGGUGAGUGCAUUGAGGGGGCAGCAGCUGGAAGUUCGACUCUGGGGUUCAGCAGCACCAAGUGUGUCUUGAUGUUCGAAGGUCCUUGUCUGCGUGCGAUGUUUUCAUACGAGCGACGAUGUUUGAGUAUUAGUAUUUUAUUAGGUAUCAUGAUUCGCCCGAUUCUUCGACCGGCGAGCUUAAGGUCGCAAGCAAACGAUAUAUUUUCAUUUGGCGUCCAUGUACACACACACAUCAUUCUCGAGGUGGAGUUACGUCCUGUUUGUCAGCCUCAUACAUCUGUGUGCGCUACUAACGCUAACCCUCGAGUGACGCUCACUAGACUGCUAGCGAAACAACAGCGGGCGUCAGAAAACGCCGUCUGGAACGUCGGGUGGAGGUACCUGACCUACGGUCGGUACCACACCACCAUUCUCGCGUACGUACAAAAGAGGUUGUUGUUGUUGUCGUCGUCUCUAACAUUAAAAGUCGGCCCGUUGUCUCUGGCAGUAGGGUUGACGGUCUGUUAUUAAUAGUGAAACUUAAUCUU